GAACCUUCUGCAGUCGUUGCCAUGGGUGACAUGAAGACCCCAGAUUUUGACGACCUCCUGGCCGCUUUUGACAUCCCGGACAUCGACACGAACGAGGCAAUCCACUCCGGCUCCGAGGAGGCGGACGCUCACAUCAAGCCCAUCCCGGUGGAGGCGGUGGUCCCCGACCACGUGCUCCCUCACGGCGACAUCACCACCGUCAGCGUUAUCGUCAAGAACACCGUCUGCCCGGAGCAGCUCGACCCCCCGGACGGCCGCAUCAAAGACGGCCACGUGAUCGGGCCCCGCUUGCUGCAGAACGGGUUCGCCCCCUCCGAAGACCCCCCCUCCCCCUCGGCCAGUUCGGCGGACGUUGCAGCCCCCACUAACGGGGAGUGUUGGGCGUCAAAAGAGAAAGGGCCCAAAGGCCUGGACCUCUUCUCGCCCUUCAGCCCCGACCCCAGCGAGGACGGCGCGACCAACCUGAUCGACAGGCCACGAGAAUGCCAGCCAAAAGAGAAGACUCUCUCCGUGCCUUCCCUCUCGCCGUCCCCCACCCUGACUCCUACCCAGUCGCUGGACGGCCGAGAGCCGGUGGCAGAGAGCGCCGCGUCUCUCCCGCCAGCGUUCCCACCUCCUUUUGAAAGUUGUCCCACGGGUGGAGUAGGCCUUCCUCCUCCCAGCCCUCCUCCCCUGACUCCCUUGGCCAUCAAACAGGAGUCAGACCCGGACGCCCCGUGUCGCGGGCCAAGUCCCUUGGCCCCCCUGAAACCGAGCUCUGCCUGCUAUUCGGCGGACGAAUCCGCCUUAGGGCCCUGGCGUAGCUCGGAGAUGCAUCUCGACGGCGGCUCUGGCGGCGUCCCCGGAGCCGAGCGCUCUCCCGAUCCGUUCUUCAAAGGUUCUCCGCGAGCGGACGGGAGUCUGGGCUCCACUGUGUCCCCCAAACAGCUUGGAGGGGGGGCCCUAAAGGAGGAGCCAGUUGAGAAACCCGUGCAGUGCCCGCCGGAGGCGUCCAGCGGGGAGGAAGAGAACGAAGACGAGAGCACGGGUUCGCCUUCGUCCGGUUCUUCGCGGCCUCUUAAAGUGAGGAUCAAGACCAUCAAAACCUCCACCGGCAGCAUCACCAGGACGGUCACGAGGGUCUCCUCGGACUCAGAUCCCGGGGCCCCCAAGCUCCUCCCGGACCACGACUCUCAAGGGGUCGCCGAAGAAGCCGCGCUCUCUACCGCCCCCGAGAAAGAGGAGGGCGUGGCGGAGUCCCCCAACCCGAAGAUGGUGGUAACCAGCCCCUUGAAGGUGAUCGAAGGGCCGAAGGUUGUCAGCGUGCAGCUGGGCGACGGCACUAAGAUCAAAGGGACGGUGCUGCCCGUCUCCACCAUCCAGAGCGCCAGCAGCGCCAUGCUGAUCGCCGCCAGCGUGGCCCAGCAGAAGGCAGUGGUGCUGCCCAGCAAAGCCGUGGCCAAGAACAUCAUCAGCUUGGUGCCCCAGGCCCUCCCCAAAGCCGCCGACGCCAGGAGCGGGGUCGGCUCGGCGGCCCAGCCGGCCGCGGCCACCCCCGCGGCCAACCAGAAGGUCAACGGCACCACGGUGGUGGUGAUGCAGCCGCAGAAGUCCUCCCCCACCGUGGCCGGCACGGUCAUCUCCCGCAGCCAGUCCAGCCUGGUGGAGGCCUUCAACAAGAUCCUCAACAGCAAGAACCUGCUGCCCACCUACAAGCCCAACCUGCUCCCCCCGGCCGACUCCAGCCUGACCCUCCCGCCCCUCGGGUACCGCUGCCUGGAGUGCGGGGACGCCUUCGCCCUGGAGAAGAGCCUGGCCCGCCACUACGACCGGCGCAGCAUGCGCAUCGAGGUGACGUGCAACCACUGCACCAAGCGCCUGGUCUUCUUCAACAAGUGCAGCCUCCUCCUCCACGCCCGCGAGCACAAGGACAAGGGGCUGGUGAUGCAGUGCUCCCACCUCGUCAUGCGGCCCAUCGCCCUCGACCAGAUGAUCGGCCAGCCCGACAUCACCCCUUUGGUCUCCGUCGCCUCCCUGAACGCCGCCGGCAAGGCGGCGGCUGUGGCCAGCGGCGCCGCGGGGGUGGCUCAGGAGGCGGUGGCCGCGGCCAACGGGGGCGCGUCCCAGGAGCUGCCCGUCCUGCCGCUGAACGGGGGCGCCGAGACGGCCACCACCAACUCCUGCCAAUGCCUGGAGUGCAAGGAGCAGUGCAAGGACAAGGCGGGCCUGGCGGCGCACUUCCAGCAGGCUGCGCCGUCCUCUUCCACGGUGUGCAGCACCUGCCCCAUGAUCAUGCCCAACCGCUGCAGCUUCGGCGCCCACCAGCGGAUGCACAAGAACCGCCCGCCGCACGUGUGCCCGGAGUGCGGGGGCAAUUUCCUCUUGGCCAACUUCGAGGCCCACCUGAAGGAAGCCUGCCUCCAUUUCUCCCGGAGGAUAGGUUACAGGUGCCCGAGCUGCUCGGUCGUGUUUGGCGGGGUGAACUCCAUCAAGUCUCACAUCCAGACGUCCCACUGCGAAGUUUUCCACAAGUGCCCCAUCUGCCCCAUGGCAUUCAAGUCGGCCCCCAGCGCCCACGCCCACAUCUAUACCCAGCACCCAGGCUUCAGUAACCAGCAGUCCAAGAUGAUCUACAAGUGUGCCAUGUGCGACACCGUCUUCACCCACAAGCCUCUGCUCUCCUCGCACUUCGACCAGCAUCUGCUGAACCAGCGGGUGAGCGUCUUCAAGUGUCCCGACUGCCCCCUUCUCUUUGCCCAGAAGAGGACCAUGUUGGAACAUCUCAAGAACACUCACCAGCCCCCUAAGCCCAAGGAGGAGCCCGCCAAGAAGCCAGAGGCUGCCCCCCUCACGCCCAAACUGGAGCCGGCGGAAGAGGAGCCCCCGCCCUCAGUCUCCAAGGCCUCGGAGUCAUCGUCGUCCUCUUCGGAGGAUGAGGAGCCGCCCAGCUCCCCGGAGGUGCGCAAGAGCAAGAGGGGACGCUUCCAACGCAAGCCAGAGGUGGGCAGGCGCACACGGAGCAACGGCUGGACCUGCGGCAUCUGCCACUCUUGGUUCCCGGAGCGUGAUGAGUACGUGGUGCACAUGAAGAAGAUCCAUGGCAAGUGCGUGAAGAAGUUUCCAUGCCGCUUGUGCGAACGCUCCUUCUGCUCUGCUCCCAGCCUGCGAAGACACGUCCGGGUGAACCACGAGGGCAUCAAACGCGUCUACCCCUGCCGGUACUGCACCGAAGGGAAGCGCACUUUCAGCAGCCGCCUCAUCCUGGAGAAGCACAUCCAGGUGCGCCACGGGAUCAAGGUGACGGACGAGACGCGGAGUCAGGAGGUGCUGAUCACUCGCCUGGGCUCCCGGAACUCGCAGGCAUCCAGCCGGAAGCGCAAGCUCUCCUCCGACGAAGGAGACUCGUGCAGUGAGGAGCCGGAUAGCACGACUCCCCACAAGACCCCUCGAGGUGACCGGAAAUCCCUCUACCACUGCCGAAAGUGCGGCUACGUGGCCCCCACGGCGGCCGAUUUCCAGGAACAUCCCCAGCACCGGACAGGCGAGAGCGCCCACCAGUGCCGCGAGUGUGGGCUCUGCUUUACUUCUCAGGUCUCCCUCAACCGCCACCGCUUCAUCACCCACAAGAAGAAGAGGGCGGGCGAUGCGGAGGAGCCCGGUGCCGGGGAUGACCCCGAAGGGGGCUCCCCUCCGGACGCCAAAGGAAAACUCUCCUGCACGGUGUGCGGCAAGGGCUUCGACACCCAGCUCAACCUGAAGACACAUUUCCGCACCCAUGGGAUGGCCUUCAUCAAAGCCCGGCAGAACGUCGGGGCGGAGAACUAGCCGG
Molecule: messenger RNA, 3808 nt
Organism: Heteronotia binoei (common prickly gecko)
Lineage: Eukaryota; Metazoa; Chordata; Lepidosauria; Squamata; Gekkonidae
Gene: ZNF687
Product: zinc finger protein 687
Source: RefSeq, a predicted model, not a curated record